This is a messenger RNA of Helianthus annuus (common sunflower), 1310 nucleotides long. RefSeq names its product mitochondrial thiamine diphosphate carrier 2. Bases 244 to 1239 code for a protein of 331 amino acids. Gene Ontology annotation, biological process: thiamine pyrophosphate transmembrane transport. The transcript is spliced from 8 exons. Gene Ontology annotation, molecular function: thiamine transmembrane transporter activity. The record is from RefSeq and is a predicted model, not a curated record. Lineage: Eukaryota; Viridiplantae; Streptophyta; Magnoliopsida; Asterales; Asteraceae. Gene Ontology annotation, cellular component: mitochondrial inner membrane.
UCAAAUUUUAUUUGAUACCAGUUUAUACUUUAUUCUAUUCACAAAGUUAUGGCAGACAGGAGCCAGCCAAUCGGACCUCUUAUUCUCUAGAAAGUUGCCUCCCUUUCCAUCUCCUUCCUUUCAGCGGCAACCAAACCCCCAAUUUCCACCGACCUUUCAGUGGUCAAUGGCGGUUGUGGCGUUGACUUUGGUCUCCUUUCUUCUCAGGUUUUAGCAUAAGGUGUGCUAGUGUUGUGUUGGGAGAUGGAAGAGGGAGAGCCGGGGCAACUUAAAAGGGCGGUUAUUGAUGGGACGUCCGGUUUGAUCUCAGGCGCUAUAUCUCGGACGGUCACGUCGCCCCUCGAUGUUAUUAAAAUCCGGUUUCAGGUUCAACUGGAACCGACUACUACAUUUACAUUGCUUAGCAAAAAUGUAUAUGGCCCCUCAAAAUAUACCGGAAUGAUUCAAGCAUCCAAAGACAUCUUUAGAGAAGAAGGCCUUACGGGGUUUUGGCGUGGUAAUGUUCCGGCACUUCUCAUGGUCAUGCCAUACACUGCUAUACAGUUCAUGGUGUUGCAUCAAGUCAAGACUUUUGCUUCUGGCUCCUCCAAGUCGGAAGAUCAUAUUCAAUUAAGUCCAUAUUUGUCCUUCAUGAGUGGGGCCCUAGCCGGGUGUGCUGCUACUGUUGGGUCCUACCCGUUUGAUCUAAUACGAACCAUUUUAGCUUCACAAGGGGAACCAAAGAUAUAUCCAAAUAUGAGGUCUGCCUUUGUUGACAUUAUGAAAACACGUGGUUUUCGUGGGUUGUAUGCUGGAUUAUCACCUACUCUAGUCGAGAUUAUUCCCUAUGCUGGCUUGCAGUUUGGUACUUAUGACACCUUCAAACGCUGGACCAUGGCCUGGAAUGCACGCCGGUCUUCAGAUUUAACGCCAAAUGAAGAAUCUUUGUCGAGUUUUCAGCUUUUGGUUUGCGGGCUUGCUGCUGGAUCAUGUGCCAAGGCUGUUUGUCAUCCCCUUGAUGUAGUGAAGAAGCGAUUUCAGAUUGAAGGAUUGCAAAGACACCCUAGAUAUGGGGCCCGGGUUGAGACCCGUGCUUAUAGAAACAUGUACGAUGCACUAAAGAGGAUCUCGCAAAACGAGGGGUGGGCGGGGCUUUACAAGGGAAUUGUACCAUCCAUUGUGAAGGCUGCACCUGCUGGUGCUGUAACAUUUGUUGCUUACGAAUAUACAUCUGAUUGGGUGGAAUCCAUUUUGACUUGAUAUUUUUUCUAUUUUUUUGGAUCCCAAUAGGAUUUAACCUUAAUAAAAUUAAAUGUCAUUCUUCUUAUCCA